Messenger RNA from Yamadazyma tenuis ATCC 10573, 4043 nucleotides. The record is from RefSeq and is a predicted model, not a curated record. NCBI's taxonomy places the organism in Eukaryota, Fungi, Ascomycota, Pichiomycetes, Serinales, Debaryomycetaceae.
AAGAUAUCAUUAAUUUACGAUGUAAAAUAGAUUGGUAUGGAAAUUUUGGUAAUGCGAACAAUUGAGUUCGCCUCUCUUUUUUAAAAAUGGCUGCAACUAACAAAGCGAUGGCCACAAACCCACGACGAUGCCAGCUCACCGCUUCUGUGGCAUCUGUCAACCUGUCACUGACUACUACCAGUCUCCUUGAUCUCGCUGUUGACGUGCUUGACCGAAUAGUCUAUUUCUUGACUUGGGGUGCCGGUCAUCGCGUCACCAAUCACAACCCACCAUUCACAUUUGAACCUAAUUCCACACUCCCAGGCUACUCAGAUGCCCUCAGCUUAUCGUCUACUUGUAUCUGGCUCCGGGAGUACCUCGGUCCAUGUCUUUUCCACAAUUGCAGCUUGAUACGAGCAGACCAAACAGAUGCCAUAUUAGAAGUGAGCUCGUCCCAAUUCAAUAAAGACGCGGUCAUUGGUAUAUUGGAGACAGCUCGGUACCAUUCUCUACACUUUCGGUACCCACUCUUCAGCUUCAACAACUUUGUCACCUAUCUUGAGUGUGACAAGCCGGUGUACGAUACAUUUCUUAGACUUUUUCCCCGGUUGCAAUCAUUGAAGUUUCUCGACUAUCCCAGCUCUUUAACCACUGUUGAUAUCUCCACUAUAAGUACCGUUAGGUCCUUGAGCCUCAAUGUUGUCCACCUCCCGUUAUUUGCCUCCAUUUUAUCUUCACUCACAAGGCUUGACGUGUUCGUAGACCUUCAUGAUGCUGGUCCUGACCAUCUUGUCUACCUCAGUCAGUCGCUUGAAAUGUGGAAUCUCACGGAACUCAAUGUGUUUUUAAAAGAACCGUCUAGCAUCUCAUAUUCGCUAGUAGUGGAUAUCAUUUCCAAAGCGUGCAAAUGCCUGUUGACGAAAUUAUCUCUACGAGAGAUCCGUAGGUGCUACGACGGCGCUGUGUAUGACCAUUACGAUUUGGACAAAGCUAACGGCGAUGCUUUUAUCGCGGCAAUUAAUGGGUGCAAAACCCUCGAGCAUAUCACCAUCGACGUAUCCAUCCUCAACUAUAUGACCUUCACCAACAUAACUCCUCAACAACCAAUUGUUUCAACUGGAAGGAUUCUCUCCAUCAUCGAACGGUCGUUGUUCGUGCCUGUAUUCCUCCAGGACUUCAAAAAUAAGUUAUCGUCACUCAUAAAAUCUUUGGGAGUGAGCCAUAUAAAUCUCCAAUACGGAGACCCGAUGUCCCAGUCCGAUCUUGCAGCCUUGAUGACAUUGAAGGAUUUUGUCAAUUUCUUCUCUGAGACCUUUCUCAGCUCGCAAAUCAAUACUGUUUCUAUGGAACAAGUGUGGUCCAUAGCCAACGAAGCCGCAUUCAGAGACUAUAUCCACAGAAAACUUUAUUUGGAGGAGCCCGAUUUGGUGUCAGUUUCAACAGCUCUUCUGCCCAAGUCUUUCUUGACAUUGAAACCAUGGCACCGUCUGUUGGUACAUACCCCCAACUUUCGACUCUAUUUCGAGUAUCUGGUGGACUAUUCUGGAACAUUUUUCAGGCCAGCGGUCGACCCGAACACGGAAAUCUCUUUGGAUUUCUGGAGCGUAGAGUCAUCACUCAUGGAACUUGAACAGUAUGCUCGUCGAAGACGCCAACGCAGUAAUAUCUGGGAUUAGGUGUAUCAUGUUGCAAUUGCAGCAAUUGUUCGACGUGCCGCAACCACGAACACACACAGCUACUGUGACUGCUUUUUUCCAAUGAGGAAUUGGACCGUCCACGUCUCUGAAAAAAUUCAAACCCUCAAGUCUCAUUGAAAAAAAAUUUAGAUAAAUCCAUAGAUUCAUACUUGAAAUAAUUAACUAUCAAGAUGGCCGGUGUAUCAGUUAGAGACGUUCCAGCUCAAGACUUCAUCAACGCUUAUGCUCAAUUCUUGCAACGUCAAGGUAAGUUGGAAGUUCCAGGUUACGUUGACAUUGUCAAGACUUCUGCCGGUAACGAAUUACCACCACAACAAUCUGAAACUUGGUUCUACCAAAGAGCUGCUUCUGUUGCCAGACACAUCUACUUGAGAAAGCAAGUCGGUGUCGGUAAGUUGAACAAAUUAUACGGUGGUGCUAUCAACAGAGGUUUCAGACCACACAAGCACGCUGAUGCUUCUGGUUCUGUCAACAGAAGAGUUUUGCAAGCUUUGGAAAAGAUUGGUGUUGUUGAAAUCUCUCCAAAGGGUGGUAGAAAGAUCUCUGACGAUGGUCAAAGAGAUUUGGACCGUAUUGCUGCUCAAACCUUAGAAGAUGACGAAUAAAUUAUUAAAUGUUAUUCCUAAUUACUCAAAAAUAUUUUUAAAGACAUAAUAAGAAAAGCAUUGUAAAUUAUAAUGUUAAAUAUGUAUAGUCAAGCAAAUACAUAAUUUUACAGUACUGGAAAUUGGUUGUUUAAAUUAUCUCUAUUCAAAAUAGUUGAACAAUUUUAUCACAAAUCUCUUUACCUUGUCUCAUCACCAUAAACUUAUCAACAUUGUUAUCUAGACCAAUCCAGCUUAAAGGAAUUUGAUCAGGUAACUCUUCAAUCCACUUUUGGUAAACUUGUACGGAGAUUCCGUCUGGUUUGGGCAAUUUAGUAUUGGUGUCAUUGAAAAGAACAUUAAAAUCGAUUCCAAAAGAUGAAAUACUAAAUAAGUAUUCAGCUAAAUUGGUGAAAUAUUCCAAAUCUCCUUCGUUAUCAACCUUUCCACCGUAAAUGAUCUUACCGAUUAUAAAGCUUAUCCUUUCAAACGAUACCAGCUCUAAUGAUAUAUUUUGUACACCAUUUUUCAUCUCUGGUUCAAGGAUCUUGUCAAUUGACUUCAUACCAGCACUGAAAUCAGAGUCAUUGACAUCGUACUUCUGAGCAAAGGACACUGGAACGUAGCUCAUUCGAGUAAGCACAAGCGAAUGAUACCAAGCCAACAAGAAAUAGAUGUAUCUAUAUUCUGGUGGCUUUUGUUCAAGGGCACUUGCACUAUAAGCAUUAAAAGUCUCGAUCAUGGCACGUUUCAAUCCUGGUUGACUUUCAAACACAAUCACUUGACUGUUGUUAAUUAAGGUCACUGGAAUCCUAGAAUCCAAGUUACAAGUUAAGAAAAGCCUGAACUCUUCAUGGAAACCACUUGUUUCUUGCAAAAGCGUCUCCAAGCUGUUGAGCCAUUCAGGAGACAUUUGAAUAUUCUGAACUAAUAGCCAUCCUCCUCUCAUAGAUACAUUUUGGAUCUCUUUCUUAGCAGACGCGAUACCUUCUUUAGAGCCCAAGGAUAUGAUAUCGAGCUUCUUGUUCAUACUAGCUGCUAGUUGUUCCACUUUGAAUGUGGCGUCAUAACCUUCUGCUGAGCUUAGAAGUAAGGGAUCGUGGACUACUUCGAUAAAGUAUUCAAGGCCAUAUUUGGAGCUGUUUGGACCUAUGCCGGAAAACAAAAAGGUGCUUAUUUGUUCUAGUGAAGUAAUAAAGUUAGAUGGUGAGGCCUCGAAGUUGUUUGCAGCCAAAACCACAUGCCUCAACAACUUGAUUACUUCGUUCUCUGAGUUAUCCUCCAAAAUCACCGAUAUUUCAUUCUUAUCUGACUCUAUCAAGAGCGUCCUGAAGAGUUCUUCCACAUCAAGGUUUUUUCUGGAACUAGCAAACCUGAAAAUGCUUUUGAAAAAGACUGUGAAAUGGGGUCCGAUUUCUUUGGAGUAGUACAGUAAUACCAAACCCAAAGAAAAAACCAUCUUGUCGACUCCCAUCAAUGAUGGAGAGAUGACUGCAAACACCUCCUUAUAUAAAUUCAAAAUCAUUGACUGCAUAUCGACUAAUUCCUUGGUCUUGUUCAACACAUCCAAGAAUAUCCUGGUGAAAGUAUCAAGUGUAAACCUGUAUAAGGGAUUAAACUUAAUCAUUUCCUUCAAAAGCUCAAAAAUCAGGGAUGAAUGGGAUGCAACGUCGAAAAACUUGCUCCUUGAUCUAUCGAUAGCUUCCAAAACAACCUUAGACUCUUGUAUCUGGUCAUCAAUAGUAUUUGCUUCUCCUUUUAACAUCUCCAAAUAUUCAAUCAC